Molecule: messenger RNA, 3025 nt
Organism: Delphinapterus leucas (beluga whale)
Lineage: Eukaryota; Metazoa; Chordata; Mammalia; Artiodactyla; Monodontidae
Source: RefSeq, a predicted model, not a curated record
ACCCAAAAUCACACAAAGUGUCUUAUCCAAAGGCAGGGGGAGUCUCACCCAAAUUUUCACACAAAGGAAACAGAAUAUGAGCGUCCCUUCAGGGCGCCGUUUGGUCAAGAAGUUAGCAGAGAAAUUCAGAUUUAAGAAACAUUUAUUAAGUACUUGCAUCAUUUCCAUUCAUGCUUAAAAGAACUGCCCCCUUAGUACUGUACUGAUCAGAUGAAAAAACAGGCUCAGAGGGAUAAAUGUAAUUUCUCCCAAAAUCAAUCUAGCAAAACAGUGGCAUUGUCAGGAUUACACGUUCAGGUCCAGAAGCUUCCAGCAGCUUCGUGAAUCUUAUCCCAGGUUCUCCGCUUUCUGUGCCUUGGGUUGACGUGAACGGGCCCUCCCUUUCUCCAGUCCCCGAGUCCGCUCAGAGCGGUGGAUUCUGGGAUUUGCAGUAUCCAGCGAUGAAUUGAGACUCCGUGGGCCAAUAGAAUUCGAGCACAGACGGCUGUACCCGCCUCCGCUGCCUGCUGGUUGCUCAGGGACACCCCUCGAAUUAGCCAAUGAGAAGCGCACGGGUCCUGGUCGCCUGGGAAACCGUGUAACAACAAGAUGGCGGCGCCGCGGGCGGCUCUGCAGCCUUGCGUGGUGAGUCACGGCCCUAGACCUUUCUGCCCAUGGAGCCACACACACAGUCUGGGGUCCUCACCCCGAGAACCUCGAGGACACGCGAGACCCGCGGCCCGGCUCCCCCAGAAGACCCCCCCCGCGCCCUGGGAGCAGAUUCGGGCCCCCGCCUACCAUGGCUACGCGUGGAGGCAGGGAGGCGGUGACGCGGCUCCUAGGGCGGGACUGGUGGUAGAAGUCACGUGGGAGUUCCUGACAGCUAGAGACUAGAAGUAGAAUUAUGAGCUCACCUUUGGCCUCCCUUGGCAAGACCCGGCGAGUGCCUCUGCAUUCGGAGCCUGUGAAUCCGGGGAGGCGAGGGAUAAAAAUGUACGGAAAUGAAGAUGAGGUGGACGUGCUGAAUGACGCGCACGGCUCAGAAGAAAGGAUCUCUGUUCCUUCCUGCUAUGGUGGCAUAGGUGCCCCUGUGACUAGGCAAGUCCCUGUGUACCACGACUCGGAGUUGAUGGCCACCAUGGCGAGGAAAGUGCGGGAUCUGGAGCGGCAGGUGAAGGCCCAGGCGGAUGAGAUGCUCUCCAAGGAUCAGAAGAUACGGGCCUUGGAGGAGCUGGUGGAGACCCUCCAGGAGCACCAGGGCACGGUGACCCUGCAGCGGCAGGAGGAGCUGGAGACCACAUGUGCGCAGCUGCAGCGGCAGGUCGGGGAGAUGGAGCGGUUCCUCGGUGACUACGGCCUGCAGUGGGUGGGUGAGCCCAUGCAUGAGGAGGACUCAGAGGAUGGCGAAAGGGACUGGAUGACAGCCAAGAAGUUCUGGAAGCCAGGAGACUCACUGGUACCCCCCGAGGUAGACUUUGACAGGCUGCUGGCUAGCCUGAAGGAUCUCAGUGAGCUGGCGGUAGACAGUGACACCCAGCUGACACCAAUGCCCAGCAGAGUGCCACACUGUGUCCUUGAGCCCAUCCCACUGAAGCUCUACCGGAAUGGCAUCGUGAUGUUCGAUGGGCCCUUCCGGCCCUUCCACGAUCCCUCCACACAGCGCUGUCUCCGAGACAUAUUGGAUGGCUUCUUCCCGUCAGAGCUCCAGCGGCUGUACCCUGACGGGGUCCCCUUUAAGGUGAGUGACCUGCGCAAUCAGGUCUACCCAGAGAAUGGGCUGGACCCGUUCCCAGGCGAGGGCCGAGUGGUAGGCUGGCAGAGGAUUCGAAAGCCCUUGGACAGGAUGGAGCACCCAGGCUCCAGGAUGAUCGCCGAGAAGUUUCUGAACAGGCUGCCCAAAUUAGUGAUCCGACAAGGCGAGGUGAUUGACAUUCGAGGCCCCAUCCAGGGCACCCUCCGGAACUGCUGCCCAUUGCGUGUCCAGAUCCAGGAGAUCGUGGUGGAGACGCCUGCCUUGGCUGCUGAGCGUGAGAGGAGCCAGGAGUCUCCGGAGUCACCCGUGCCCGCGCUCUCCACGCUGCGCAUCAAGUCUGAGAAUGGCGAGCAGGCCUUCCUGCUGCUGAUGCGGCCGGAGGACACAGUCGGUGAUGUGCGCACCCUGCUUGCACAGGCCAGGGCCGUGGAGGCCACCACCUUCGAGAUCUUCAGUACGUUCCCGCCCACAGUCUACCACAAUGACGCUCUCACACUGCAGGCCGUGGGCCUGGUGCCCAACGCCACGCUGCUGCUUCGGGCGCGCCGGGCUCCGCUGCCCGCCCCCGGCCCCGAAUAAAGCGCCCACCCCAACACCGGCUGCUCUGCGAGGCUCUCUUGGCAGGGCAGCCCAGCAGCACUAGCUCCGCUGAGGAGGGGGCGGCGCCGAGCCACCCCUCUGUAACUUGAGCCCCAGCUGGCGGGCCUGGCCGCUGGGUCUUUGUCCUCUAGGUUCCUCUUUCUGCUCAGAAGGGCUAAGCUGCUCCAGGGGAGAGAGGGCCCACCCCAGCCCAGCGCCUCUUGUGCCAGUGUGCAGAUCCCUGCGCACAGACACGCGCAGGGCCACAAGCACGUGGGGACACUUCAACACUAUGCAUCAAAGCCACUGCCCCAACACUGACAGAACUGCAUCUGGGCACCCACUUCCAUGACACACCCACACCUAGCCGAGCUGUUGGGACACAGGCAGGUGGCCACGAGGCACAGCCGCGUUACUGACUGGCAUGCAAACGUGCAGUAUACACCAAGGUAAUGGACACCAUCACGUGCAUGUGCACUGGAGGGUGACCCACCCACACGCUCUAGAAACCGUUGGUCCACACAGGUAUGUGUGUGCUGGACAUAUAUCCAAACACACGCACUGUCAAUCGCACACAGAGGUGCCACACGGGAGCACAGCCUCAGCACAAUCACAUCUACCAGACUUGCUCAGAGCAGGGACCCAGGAUGUCCACGCCACACCAGACAAAGACACGAUGCCAAUGGAAUGGAACAUUUAAUUGUUUCUGCGGUG